AUGGUGAUGCACCACAAUUCCAAGAGGAGGUGGACUGUCACGGCCAUAUCCAUCGAGGAUGGCUACGUGGACGCAUUUGCAUUCAUGAGUUUCCUGGAUUUUGAACCAUUCUCCAAUAGAGAAAGUUGGAACUGGUUCAUUCAGCGCCCUAUAAAUCAAGGCCUCGACAGCUGCCACAAGCGACUCGAGAUUGUUUUACCAACUUGUUUUUCAUCAGUUUCCUGCUGUACUAAGUACCAUUUUGCAUCUUUGCCAAGUCUGUGUGAUGUAGCAUUGUGCCCCAGUGAUCUCGCAAACACAUUCCGAUUAACUCUUGAAGAUGUUUCCAAUAACCCACGGUUGUUGCGAAGGUUAGUUGAAACGCUGCAAGAAUGUGAAGCUUAUGAGUGCCCAAUUUGCUCUUCUCCUUCAGCAAACAUCGUUAUCACCUGCUGUAGUCACAUCUUCUGCCGAGUCUGUAUUCUGAGAAUUAUACAAUCCAGCGGAUCCCCUCAUUGUCCUCUUUGCCGUAGAGCUCUAUCUGAAUCUGACUUGUUCUCAGCCCCAAUCGAGCCUUCUAGAGCUGAUAGUACCUCUACAUCCUCAUCAUCGGAUAAAGAGUUAUCUUCCAAAACAUCUGCGUUGAUAAAAUUUCUCAAAGAAUCAAGAGAACAGAAGCCAACAGCAAAAUCGGUUGUGUUUUCACAAUUUCGCAAGGUGUUAGUGUUAUUGAAAGUGACGUUGAAGGAGGCUGGUUUCAAGACUUUGCGCAUUGAUGGCUUGAUGACGGCUGAACAGAGGGCUGGUGUUAUUGAUCAAUUUCAAGACACUAAAGAAAAUGGACCGACUGUUCUGCUUGCAGGCCUUAGGGUUUCAGGUGCAGAUGUAAAUCUCACAGCCGCCACCACGGUGUAUUUCAUGGAGCCAUGGUGGAAUGCGGCUGUCAAGGAACAGGCAAUGGAUCGCGUCCAUUGCAUCGGAAAGAAAGAGGCUGUGAGGAUUGUUAGAUUGGUUGUUUGGGACAGCAUUGAGGAAAAGAUGCUGAUGUUGCAGGAGGAGAAGAGGGGAAGUCAUUCUGGUAGCCUGAAGUAUAAAGAUCUGAAGUAUAAAGAUCUAAAUUUCCUUAUGUCCAUAGAAUGAUGGUUCCAUUGCUCCAAUUUUGAAUGAGUUGCUUGCAUGUGUAAAUUUUAGGUUUAAUCAGUUUGUGAGGACCUUUAAUUUGAUAGAAAUAGUAUAUAGAAAUAUUGGCUUUACUUGAUGUAGAUUCCUAAACAGGUAGGGUAUACCAAUUCCAUUUGUUCCUCUAAAACGAUGUAGUUAUCAAAUAUCUGUUACUAAACAGUUGGAUUAAUCUUAGCUGGUGAUGCUGGUGGUUUACUAAAUAGUAAAUAGAAUGAUGGAAUUGAACUUUA
Arachis ipaensis is the source of this 1391-nucleotide messenger RNA. NCBI's taxonomy places the organism in Eukaryota, Viridiplantae, Streptophyta, Magnoliopsida, Fabales, Fabaceae. The record is from RefSeq and is a predicted model, not a curated record.